AUGGCCAAAAACACGACCUCCAUCACAUACAGAAGUCAUCGCCCGGGCGACAUUGGCUACAUCACGUACCGCCACGGCCUCAUCUACCUGCAAGACCAGGGCUGGGGGUUCGAGGUGGAGAAGCUCGUGGCUCGGCUGGCCGCCGAAUUCCUCGAAAACUACGACCCGGAAAUAGAACGCUGCUGGGUGGCCGAAAGCGAAGGAGCGUAUCUGGGAUCGGUGAUGCUCAUCAAGGACCAAGAGCAAGUCAACACUGCGAGGAUCCGCCUGCUCUUGGUGGAACCCAAGGCAAGAGGACUGGGGCUGGGGAGAAGUCUGGUGGAGCAGGCAAUUGCGUUUUCGAGAUCCAAGGGGUACAGCCGUGUCGUACUGAAUACGCAGAGCGUCCUCAAGCCGGCGCGGAAGCUCUACCACUCGUGCGGGUUCAGGUUGACAAAAGGGCUGGGCGAGGGGAGCUUCACGGCGGGGUCGGAGAGCGAGGUCUGGGAGAUGGUGUUGGAUGGGUGA
Molecule: messenger RNA, 507 nt
Organism: Emericellopsis cladophorae
Lineage: Eukaryota; Fungi; Ascomycota; Sordariomycetes; Hypocreales; Bionectriaceae
Exons: 1
Coding region: 1-507 (168 amino acids)
Molecular function (GO): N-acetyltransferase activity
Source: RefSeq, a predicted model, not a curated record